GAACGUGCGGUCGUGUUGUGGCCAAGCCAGCGUAGCUUAGUUCCGCCGGCCGUAGCAGCAGUGGUGAUCGUUCGUUGUUGGAGGGUUGACUCUUCUGUGCCCGCGGCUGGCAGCAGUUGACUUCAUCAUAUCGAAUUGUCGAAAGCAAGUAGAAAGCAAGCGCAAUGACGGCGCCCGCGCUCAACCCACAGUAUGACACGAUUGGUAAAUCGUUCAUUACGCAGUACUACGGAUUUUUCGAUGAUGUAAACCAGCGGGGUAACCUCGCCAACUUUUACAAUGAGGAAAAAAGUAUGAUGACUUUUGAAGGCCAGCAGUUUUUGGGUCGAACAAAGAUCAUGGAGAAGUUCCAGGGUCUGACGUUUCAGAAGAUCCAGCACCUAAUCACGGCUACAGACUGUCAACCAAUGUUUGAUGGUGGAAUUAUGAUCGUCGUACUGGGACAGCUUAAGACCGAUGACGACCCACCGCACUCGUUUAACCAAGUGUUUAUUCUCAAGCCAAUCGGAGAUUCAUUCUACCUUGAGCAUGACAUUUUCCGCUUGGCUCUGCACCAUUGUUGAGGAGGAGAGUAGAAGGAGCAGGCUUAAUUGAAAACAAAACGCACGCGAGACUGAACUGUGUUUAUUACAACUGCUAUAUAAACGUAAGCAAAUUAUUACAAGAAUAUCAGUGAAUGCGCAAAACGGGCAAAUGGACGAAAAGACCGAUGCAAGAAAGAUGUUGCCUCGCCGUAGAAACCAGCUCUAAGGGCUAGUUAGAGAGGAAGUAGGCCGGUAGUGAUGCCGCGGCGUCGUCGCAUCAAUGACAAAAGCAACACUACAAAAAACAACGAUGAUGAUGGCAGCUAAGUCGAUACUCCCGUACAGUUAUCACGUCGUUCUUCCAGGAGUAUCUAUCGCAUACAGAGAAGAUAUUAUGAGACAAGGGAUUGCUACGGUCAUCAUCUCAGCUAUCAUCUCUGCGGUUGCGAUACACGCAUGCACAUACGUAUAUAUGCUGUUCCUCAGUCUCGUUCGAAACGACAACAUGGAUAACGUCAAGGACACGAGAAACCAUCAUACGACGCCGACAGAGACAGGCAGACAGAUACGUGCAGGUACAUACCAAUGCUGCUAUAGUAGUAGUUACGGGUGCGGUACUGUCUGAUUACUAGUUCGUAGGUAUUGGAUAAAUACAAUGCGCAUUGCUGGCAUAACGGGAAGAUAAUAGCACAUACAUAUAUAUAUACAUAUUUCUGACAAGCCUCCAAAAAUGCACACCCAAAUGCAGCUGUCCCUUUGUUUCCUUCAUACAAACUCAGAUACACAAGCCCUAGGUCCUAUACUCUUAGCAGAGUUCAGUCCUUUUACUCAGCUUGACCCAUUGACUUUUUCGAAAGCCUUACUCAUUUCAUUCUAUGCUGCCUUGAUUUUGUUCUUAAGCUGUUCGACCUAUCACAGCCACAGCCCGACUAUCUUAGUAGCUCGUGCAAAGUUCGCGUGCGAUAGGUAACCGCUAUAUUUAGACACAAUAUUCUAAGUGCUAACUCAUCACGUUCAUUUCGUAUCCCAAAAUUCCACUUUCAACUUAUUAUAAUUAUUAUUAAUGGGUUAUUACUGUUGUCAUUAUCAUUAAUGGAUUAUUGCUGCUAUUACUAUAGCCGUUCCUAUAUCAUCACUGUCAACACUUGUGGUGCAUAUGUUUUGUCUGCCCGUCUAUGUCGUCGUUUCUAGUGAGACUGAGGAACAGCAUGUAAAUCUAUGUGUAUGAGUGUAUCGCAGCCGCAACAUUAUAAAAAAAAUAAUGGCUGAGAUGAUCUUGGCAGUCUCUUGUAUCAUACCAUGUUCUCUAUAUACGAUGGAUGCUCCUGAAAGAAGGACGUGAUCAUGGAGUAUCGACGUAGCUGGCGUCGUUAUCCUUGUUGUUUGUAGCGUUGCUACCUUUAUUGGCACGAUGGCGCCGCGGCAUCACUGUCGGCCUACUUUUUCUUUAACCGACCUUUAAGGCUGGCUCAUAUAAAUAUAUAGAGACGUUAGAAUGAACAAGAAUAUUUCUUUGGUGAUCGGUUGAUCUACUUCGAUUGAAUUGAUUCUUGUAACUUGCUGAAUAAUAAUAAUAAUAA
Messenger RNA from Varroa destructor (honeybee mite), 2104 nucleotides. RefSeq names its product putative nuclear transport factor 2. Gene Ontology annotation, biological process: nucleocytoplasmic transport. The record is from RefSeq and is a predicted model, not a curated record. NCBI's taxonomy places the organism in Eukaryota, Metazoa, Arthropoda, Arachnida, Mesostigmata, Varroidae.